GGCCAGACUCUAGGAAAGGGAAUGGAUGGGGUGGGCCUGGGCGCUGUUGAGCCCAGAGGAGGGGAAGUAGGUUAGCUCUGGGCCCAAAGGGUUCCUGGCAGCUUAUUCUGGGUUAAGAGUUGGUCUUGAACCUCAGAAGGCAGGGGAACCACAUCCUGGUCUCACCCUCCCGCCUACCCACUCUAUCAUCAGGAGCCAUUUAAGCUCCACCCUCCCCCUCAAACACUUAGGCAAGCUGUCCGCAUGCUGCCCCCACCACCUAGUGACCCAGAUAUCGCCAUCAGCGACAUCCUCCCUCUUCAUGGCCCCACACACCUGAGGUCCUUGGCAAGUGAUAUCUGAGCCCUGUGUUCAUAGGAAGUCCUCCCCGCCAUCUGGUGACCAAAGGCCUGCUUACAAGUAGCGGGUCACUCCUCUCCCCAGACCUUACUGCUCAGGUCCCCCUCGCCAACUGGAACACCCUCUGACAUGGCCCGGAUACUGCUGCUCAUCUUUAUCUUGGUCCAUCCAGGAUUCUGUGCUCUCUGGGUGUCCCAGCCCGCUGAGAUUCAUACCCAGGAAGGCACUGCUGCCUUCUUGCCCUGCUCCUUCAAUGCCAGCCGAGGGAGACUGGCUAUUGGCUCUGUCGCAUGGUACCGGGACAAGGUGGCCCCAGGGAAGGAAGUGAAGAAUGGGACACCCGAGUUCAGGGGCCGCCUGGCCCCUCUUGCCUCUUCCCGAUUCCUCUGUGACCACCAGGCUGAGCUGCACAUCUGGAAUACCCAAGAGUGUGAUGCCGGGGUCUAUGUGUGCAAGGUGGAGGUGCUGGGCCUGGGUGUAGGAACAGGGAAUGGAACUCUACUGGUGGUGGAGAAAGGACCUUCUCAGCUAGGGGACAGCACAGUCCUCCUCCUCCGGGCUGGAUUCUAUGCCUUCAGCUUUCUCUCUGUGGCCGUAAGCAGCACCAUCUAUUACCAAGGCAAAUGUGAGCUAUGGAGCCAGGGCAAUGGCAGAAGAGAGCUGGAGGAGGGGGAGACAGAGAUCAAGAGGACAAGGAGGGCUACAGCACAGUGACUCCUGCCAUCUCUCCACCAGGCCACUGUCACCUGGAAACACAUUGCCACUCCUUGAAUGGCCUCUGAUGAGUGUGAUUUCAGACCUCAGUGAUCACAGCUCUCUUUAAGAGACUCCAAUAAAGCCCUCUCUGCCCAACCACUAAUUCCUUCUUAUGAAUCUCAUGUAUUUCUUCUUCCAUUCUCCAGAUGCCCCAAUAUGCCUCUCUUGGGGUCCCCUUACUCUUAACUCUCCCUUCUACAAAGUCUGGGCUAGAAUGGUCUGAGGAGGGAGCUUCUCAGUCAUCAAGCCUAGAGUCCCCUCCCACCACCAUCCUGGGGCUCAACACACCCUCCUCGCCCGAGCCCAGGAGGCUGAGUCUCAUUUUCCUGAGAAACAGGGAGUAUCAGAUCUGAUUAGCCCUGCUUGUCAA
Molecule: messenger RNA, 1465 nt
Organism: Manis pentadactyla (Chinese pangolin)
Lineage: Eukaryota; Metazoa; Chordata; Mammalia; Pholidota; Manidae
Gene: NCR3
Product: natural cytotoxicity triggering receptor 3
Exons: 3
Coding region: 469-1053 (194 amino acids)
Biological process (GO): natural killer cell activation; immune response-activating cell surface receptor signaling pathway; positive regulation of natural killer cell mediated cytotoxicity
Source: RefSeq, a predicted model, not a curated record